AUGAAAGGUCAUAUCGAGGCAACGCAGACAACUUAUGACGUUCCAAUAUUGGAUAACAGUGAUAUUUUCACCUAUCUCACAAAUCAGACAGAGGCAAUAAAAAGAAAUAUAAGGAAAAAACAUUCGGAAAUCUUAAGUUCGACGCCAUUGAGGAAAGAAUUAAUCAAAAAACACGAGAAAUCAAUCACAAAGGCAGCAGUAAAGUCAGUUAAGAGAAACCUCUCUAAGGAGAAUAAGCUGAAUACUGAGACUGAGAGUUAUCGCAAAAAGAUUAAACCCUCGAUUAAACCUAAUGAAGAUGAUACUUCUGAAGAAGAAAUAAUUAUGUCGUCUUCUUCAGAUGAUGGAAGUGAUGGUGAUUUCCAGUUUAAUGAAUUGGACGGCGAUCCGAAGAUACAUGAUUAUGUUUUGGUAGAAUUUAAUACCAAAGACCGAAAAAUUUACUAUGUGGGAAAAAUACUUACCGAUAUAGACGAAAACAAAGAAUACGAAAUAUCAUUUUUCAGAAAAAGUGCAAAUUUUGAGAAGCAUUUUGUUUUGCCACCUAACUUAAAUAUCUCUUUUAUCAAGAAGACGGACAUUAAAAUGAUUUUACUGCAACCCAUAUCACACGCCCUCACGGAUGAUCCCCGUUUUGUGGAACCAAUUCCAAAUGUUACAGUAGCUUUGGGAAGGGAUGCCAGUUUGCCGUGUGUAGUCGACAAUCUUGGCACGUAUAAAGUGGCAUGGAUUCACAUAGACCGCCAAAUGAUCCUCACCAUUCAUCGACAUGUUAUAAGUCGAAUACCUCGGUUUAGUGUGUCACAUGACAAUGCCAAAACCUGGCUCUUACACGUCAAUAAUGUACAUAAAGAAGACCGAGGAUAUUAUAUGUGUCAAGUAAACACAAACCCUAUGAUCAGUCAAGUGGGAUAUUUACAAGUUGUGGUGCCCCCGAACAUUAUAGAUAGUAUAAGCACGCCAUCUAGUGUAGCAGUACGAGAAAAUCAAAAUGUGAGUCUAACUUGCAAGGCAGAGGGAUUUCCCAAUCCGAAAAUAAUGUGGAGGAGAGGUGAUAGUCAGGAAAUCACUAUUGACCGUAAAAAGAAAGUGGCCGUUUACGAGGGGGAGCAUCUGAAUCUGACCCGCAUUAGCAGAACCGAGAUGGGUGUUUACCUUUGCAUCGCGACGAACGGAGUGCCGCCGUCUGUCAGCAAGAGGGUGGUCGUCGACGUUGAAUUUCCACCAAUGAUUUGGGUGCCAAAUCAACUUGUUGGAGCUCCAGCAGGUACUGAUGUAACUUUAGAUUGCCAUACUGAAGCACAUCCAAAAGCAAUUAGUUACUGGGUUCGUGAAAACGUAAUGUUGUUACCAACCAAAAAAUAUGGAUCUGAAUUGACUGAAAAUAGCUAUAUGGCACACAUGAAAUUGACUGUCCGAAACCUCCAGACGAUCGACUUCGGCAACUAUCGGUGCAUCUCGAAAAAUUCCCUCGGGGAAACCGAAGGCUCCAUCAGACUCUACGAAAUUCCAAUGCCCACAACGAUAUCUAAACCAACUGAAGUUCGAAGUCAACUUCAUCGAGAAAAUCUUGCUAAGCGUAACACCAGCAAAAUAGGACAAGAAGAGCGACUGAAAGGUAAAGUGACAUCAUCAUUUGAAAACGAUGAAGUUAAUUCUCACAAAGAAGUAGAAAUCCGACAAGAAUAUGGAACAGUGUAUCAUACGCCUUCUAGUCCACAGCUUUCUGGAUGCGUCAGGAUGGCCAGAUGGACGUUUCUCCAGUUUGCAGCUGUGAUCCUCAACUGUUUUUUUUUGUCAGCGCCGUGUUUAACCUUUCGUUGAAUCAAUGUUGACUUUAACGAAUCUAUUUUAUCUUGUUCUAUUUUUUAUUCUUGGACUAAGUAUAAUGAUUCGGUAUUAAUUUAGGUAAUUACAACAAUAACAUUUAUUAGCCCAUUUUUUUUUUCUGUACAGGGUUGUCAGAACGUAUCGGAAAUAAUUUAUUAAUUUCGGUCGAUUUCCAUAGAAAAAAUAUUGUGAUUUUCUCACCGGGGCAAACAUUUUUGUAUUAUUUAUGAUAAUACGGGGUGACCGGCUAGUGGACGAAUUACUUCUAGGACGUGUUAGUGGAGUUGAUUUGCCAGCAAUAUUCUAACAUAUAUUAACAAAUUUGUUUCUAUUGCUCCACCAGACAUUGAAAUAGUUACUGAAGCAGGGCUAGACUUGUUAACUUUCUAGCACAAGCCUUGAAAUAAUUUUACAAAAUUCACGAUUAGGGAGGGUUUCAUCCAAGAAUAACAAAAGGCUUACAUAAGAUUUUUGGGCUCUACAGAUUUUGCCAUUUUUUUUAUAUGUCGUAGAGGAUUUGAGUGUCAAUAACCUUUAAAUGGUACCAAAUCUUGUUCGUGUGACAAUUUGUGAGGUAUAGGCGAUGAAUAAUGAACUUUUUCCGGAAAAAUUUUGACGAUAUAAGUACUGAUGUUUAUCAGGCAAAAUACUGACGGGUCAACAUAUUUUACGUCACUCAAAAAUGUUUAUAGGGGAUCGCAGCUUUUAUAAAAUUGUUACAGGGCAUAUGAUUUGCAAAAUAAUCCAUCAUUCAACGUUUAUAAUAAUAUGUCACAAACCGUAAUAAUUACAAGAAUUGUUUCCAUUUGAAAAUUGUUAAGAGUUAACGAUUUACGUCAUCAAAAAAUUGGCAAAAUCGAUGGAGCCCCAAAAAUCCCAUGUUAAUCUUGCGUUAUCCUUUGCAAAGUUUAAGUUACCAUUCAGCCUUUUUCUAAUUUUUUCACAGUAUGUUCUUCCAAUCAUUAGAAAGAUUUAUCGAAUGACAUAAGAAUUUUCCAAAAAAAACAUCGAUGGAAAAGUAUGCAGGAUUUUUUCGAACAAAAUACUAUUUCAAAUCCUCAAGAUCAACACGAGAAAGUUUUAUCGCUUUACAGGAAAAGGAAACUAGUUUGAUCUAGUUGAUGCAACUUUGAGAAUUUGUAUAGCCCUUUGAUACCCGUUUUCCGAACUACAAGAUAUCGGUUACAUAAACUUAUGCAGAUAUAAAUCG
Molecule: messenger RNA, 3040 nt
Organism: Ceutorhynchus assimilis (cabbage seed weevil)
Lineage: Eukaryota; Metazoa; Arthropoda; Insecta; Coleoptera; Curculionidae
Source: the annotation of a GenBank genome assembly